This is a messenger RNA of Prosopis cineraria, 2107 nucleotides long. RefSeq names its product protein trichome birefringence-like 19. Gene Ontology annotation, cellular component: Golgi apparatus. Bases 65 to 1387 code for a protein of 440 amino acids. The record is from RefSeq and is a predicted model, not a curated record. Gene Ontology annotation, molecular function: O-acetyltransferase activity. NCBI's taxonomy places the organism in Eukaryota, Viridiplantae, Streptophyta, Magnoliopsida, Fabales, Fabaceae. The transcript is spliced from 3 exons.
UUGAUUCUCUUCCCUUCUCUCUCUCUUUCUCUGUGAUCUCUUUCCCUUUCUCUGUGUGUCGAAGAUGAAGUUCCAAUUAAUGGAGCUCCUGUUUGGGAAGAACAGCCCAAAGCAAAUGAUCCCAAAAGUAACAUUACUCGCAGUUUUCGCCAUUCUUCUCUUCACCAUCUCUCCAUUAUCAAGCCCUCUGUUCCGAUAUCACCAUUCGUCACCGUCAUCGUCACCGUCUUCUUCAUUAUCCUUAUCGUCUGCAUUUGAUGAUCUGAACGAGUCGACGACGAGUCUGCCGUCGACCUCGAUCACCAUGUGCGACCUGUUCACAGGAGAGUGGGUUCCGAACGCUAAGGCUCCGUAUUACUCGAACACAACGUGCUGGGCCAUCCAUGAACACCAGAACUGCUUGAAGUAUGGAAGACCAGAUUCGGAGUUCCUGAAAUGGAGAUGGAAACCUAAUGGCUGUGACCUUCCGAUCUUCAAUCCGUUUCAGUUUCUGGAGAUCGUGAGGGGAAAAUCUAUGGCGUUCGUUGGAGAUUCCAUUGGGAGGAAUCAGAUGCAGUCCAUGAUUUGCCUUCUUUCGAGGGCAGAAUGGCCAAUAGACGUAUCAUUGACACAAGACGACUAUUUCAAGCGUUGGAAGUACCCUAACUACAACUUCACCAUGGCCACCUUCUGGACACCACACCUAGUCAAGUCCAAAGAAGCCGACUCCGGCGGUCCAACCAACUCCGGCAUCUACAACCUCUACCUCGACGAGCCUGACGACAAGUGGGCCACCCAAAUCGCCGACUUUGAUUACAUCAUUCUUAACGGCGGCCACUGGUUCAUGAGGUCCAUGGUCUUCUACGAGAAGCAAACCGUCGUCGGUUGCCACUACUGCCUCCUCCCCAACGUCCCUGACCUAACCAUGUACUACGGUUACCGGAAAGCUUUCCGGACGGCGUUCAAAACCAUCUUAAAUACGGAAAACUUCAAAGGCAUUACUUUUCUGAGAACUUUUGCACCUUCACACUUCGAAAAUGGACUGUGGAAUGAAGGUGGGAACUGUGUGAGGACGAAGCCAUUUAAGAGCAAUGAGGUACAGUUACAAGGUAUAGACUUGGAGUUUUAUAUGAUACAAAUGGAGGAGUAUAAGAUCGCUAUGAAAGAAGCUAGAAAGAAGGGUUUGAAUAUUAGGGUUUUUGAUACGACACAAGCGAUGUUGAUGAGACCUGAUGGUCAUCCAAGUAGGUAUGGGCAUAAGGCUGAAGAGAAUGUGACUUUGUAUAAUGAUUGUGUUCAUUGGUGCUUGCCUGGGCCCAUUGACACGUGGAGUGAUAUCCUGCUUGAGAUGUUGAAGAUGGAGGGUGUUAGAUCUGCUCAAGAGAGGCUUCAUCCUAACACAAAUUGAGCUAUAUAUAGAUUUUUAAAGAUAAGUUGCCCUGAUGGUAGAAGGUCCACUGGAGGUUUUAGUAUUUUCUUUGGCCAAAACUAAGUGUCCUGCUCUGCCAAAAAACAACACACUGUUGCUGGAUCAUCUGCUGAAGCUGAAUAUCGUUCUUUGGCCCUUGCUACAUACAUGUGACCUUAUCUGGCUUCAAUAUUUGCUAAAGGAAUUAGGGACAUAUCUUGCUGUGAUAAUAUUGGUGCUACAUGUCUCUCUGCCAAGCCCAUCAUGCAUGCUCGUACUAAACAUGUUGAGUUGGAUUACCACUUUAAUUUGUUAGAGAGAGAGUUGUGGCCAAAACUCUCAAUAUUACUUUUCUUUUCUCCAAAGAUCAGAUUGCUGAUAUUUUUACCAAGCCACUUCCUGCUGCUCGCUUUGAAUUUUUAAAAUCAAGCCUCACUGUCCUUCCUCUGCUGUUCAACUUGAGGGGGGGCUUUUGAAGAUAAAGUCCAAUCUGAUGCUCACUCCAAGCCCAAUAACGUCAAGCCCAAGGUUUCUAGACUACGCACUGAUGCUAAGACUGAUCACUUAAUAUUUAGGCAGAAUGAUAUUUAAGGUCUUCUUAAAAAAAUUUAUCACAAUAAAAGCCUAUUAGUUUUACAUCAGAUAUUUUCUUGCAACAAUAUGUAUAUAUUGUUAAAAACUAAAUCUUAAUUUAUUAAAUUUUUAAGGAAGUUCUAACAA